Corylus avellana is the source of this 1472-nucleotide messenger RNA. RefSeq names its product zinc finger (Ran-binding) family protein. Gene Ontology annotation, molecular function: mRNA binding. The record is from RefSeq and is a predicted model, not a curated record. Lineage: Eukaryota; Viridiplantae; Streptophyta; Magnoliopsida; Fagales; Betulaceae. Gene Ontology annotation, cellular component: cytoplasm.
GAGGGUGACGAAAUUCCUUUCCUCCCUCUUUUCCUUUCCUUUCCUUUGACUUCAAAGACCAUCGUGGAUGAGCCGCAACAAGUAAAACCGAAAGAGUUACAGUUCGUAUCGGCGUUGCGAGAGAGAGAGAGAGAGAGAGAGAGAGAGAGAGAGAGAAAGGGAAUGGGGGAGGGAAGAGAAGGCGAUUGGGAGUGCAGUGGGUGCAAGAACAGGAACUACGCCUUCAGGUCGUUCUGCAACCGGUGCAAGCAGCCUCGGCUUCUCGUCGACACCAAAACCCCCGCCGACUCCAAGUGGUUCCCGCGUAUCGGCGAUUGGAUCUGUACCGGUUGCACUAACAACAAUUAUGCAUCAAGAGAGAAGUGCAAAAAGUGUGGGCAACCGAAGGAGGUAGCAGCAAUGCCAGCAAUUGCAAUCCCUGGAGCUUCUCUCCCAUCUUAUUCACAUUAUUUUGCCAGGGCCCAAGGAGGACCAGAACAAAAGAUGAAUAUGGGAUUGUUUGGCAAUGGAACUCCCCAGCAGGCUCUUCCUUUGAGCUCCAACUGGUCUGUAGGAGGGGUUGAUAAAUAUGGAGUUCAACCUGCUUCUGCUUGGCCCUUGGGUGGUAACCAUAAUUCUGGACUUCCGUAUCCAGAACCUGCUAAUCAGCAUCUUUCGGCUCCUAAAGGAUGGCGCAAUGGUGACUGGAUAUGCAACUGUGGCUUCCAUAAUUACUCCUCACGUGCCCAGUGCAAAAAAUGCAAUGCUUUCCCACCAGCACUUGGAACAAAGCGACUGGCAUCUGAUGACUUGGUGCAUGACUGGGAUAACAAGAGAUUAAAUGUGGGACAAACAAAUAUGCAGCUGCAACCAUACCCAGGUUUUGAGCAAAUGAUAGGGACUGGUGCUGACCCUAAUACUGGACCCUAUGCUCCCUACUCAAAUGUAAGCUCAGGUACUGCUCCGAAUUUGCAAGUGUCGAUGCAGUUUCCACAGCAAGCAACUACACCUGCACUGCUUGGAAAAGGAGCCAAACAAUGGCGCGAAGGAGAUUGGAUGUGUACAAAUUGCAACAACCAUAAUUAUGCAUCCCGGUUACAAUGCAAUAGGUGUAAGACUGAAAGACAUGCGCUCUCUCAGCCUGUCAACGUCGCGUAGCCACAAAUAUUCUGUCUUUCGGAUUAUCAUAUCUUUGAGGGGUACUUGUUGAGGUUUUGUUUUGGUUUUCAUCAUGUACUAUGCUGGCGGGAACAUGAAAAUUUGUUACAAGCUUGUUGUAUUCCCAUAAGAUAGUCAUAGUCAUUCUAGAAAUCAGUAGGAUUAGUAUUUCAGUCCCUGAGGAUGUAAUUUACAGCUUAGAUUGCUUUCAUUUGUUUGCGAGAGUGUUGUUGUGAGUUGUGUGAUUACCGUCCCAUGUUCAAUGUUCAUUUUGAUGAUAAUAGUCAUGGAUUGGUGUUUUAUAAUGGCCAAGCUAGCUUCAGAGUUUUGUUCCA